Molecule: messenger RNA, 1311 nt
Organism: Ylistrum balloti
Lineage: Eukaryota; Metazoa; Mollusca; Bivalvia; Pectinida; Pectinidae
Exons: 1
Coding region: 1-1311 (436 amino acids)
Source: RefSeq, a predicted model, not a curated record
AUGGAGGAAGUCAAUACUCCGAGACUUCCCGAGAUCAACCGGGGAUUUCGGGUCGGUGGUGUAUCACCAGCUCGUGAGCCGCCAGGUAGGAGCUGGGCUCGUAUCAGAACCUACUUGAUCGACAAUCCCAAGGAUGAGGACCUCAAACGACGCCAGGAGAUCUGGAACUAUCAGCAAAAGAAUCGAGGUGUCGUCAAAUCAUUGAUGAAAUCCAUGCCAAAUGUUCCAUAUCGAGUUAAAAAACCAAGAAUGGAAAAAAUUAAAAGGUCCACCAGAGGUGGUGCUGGACUGAAUCAUUUAGGUGGAGACGCUGAAAACGGACUUCAUGGCGUUCAUCUUCCGAGAAUUGAAAGGAACAGAGAAUCUCCAACCAGGCGUCACAACUUACAACGAGAUAUUCCCAUGAUAGACAGGAAUGACGUUACAGAUAAUAACGAGCUAGUGAAACAACGACUUACCUACAAAUACACAGAAUGUGAUGGUGUACCAGUAUACGAAGUGGAGACAGAGGUAGUCCCACCAAGGUUUCCACGAUUACCAGACACAGUGCUACGUGGACCAAAAAAUGGAAAGAUGUUCUCUCCUGGUAAGAAAGUGUCAUUUUCUCUAAAUGAUUUAUCUUCUAUUGAACGGAGAGUGGAGAUACGAGGAUCUUCUGCUUCGUCGUCGUCUGCUUCUAGUGUAGUCUCUGACGGUGCUCUGGGAAGUUACGGGCCGAGCAGCCACCAUAUUGGACCAGACGCUCCAAAGUCUGUUUGGGACUAUUUAAACGGUAAUCAGUUUGGGGAUAGUAUGGCUAUUGGUACAGGAUUAUACGGUCAAAAAAGAUCCAAGAUAACAAGUGAUAUUGAAAGAACACAUGAAUCCAAAGCUGACCGAGAGUGGUUCGAGAAAGUGAUAGGUGAUAAAGAGGUAAUCAAUACAACAAACUAUGAAAAUUUCGCGAGAACAAAGCCGAUAGUUGAUCACUUUAACCAGGGUCCACCACCGCCGCGACGUUUACCACCAAACGAACUGGCGUCAAUGCGAAACAGGACCCAAAACUAUGGAAUUUCGUCGAAUGUUCAGUUAGCUAAAAAACCUCUUCCUUCAGUGCAAUCGUCUCCACGUUCUCCGAUAGGACUUAACAUAGCAACAAAAACACCUGUGCUUUCGCCUACUGGAAGCGUGGGAUCAUAUUUUCCCGUUUUCUCUCGGGAUGGUUCACCGAUGAGAAAAAUUGGAGGAGCAAAAAAACAAAAGCUACAAAGUUUAGCACCUGUUAAACCUCCUCCUUCUAUGACUCCUACAAAAUCGAAUACGGCGGAAUGA